AUGAAGAAGAGCAACCCGGGCAGACGGGUAGGAGCGGAAAUCCCGUUUUCUCUUUAACACUCCGCGGGUUUAGAUUUGUAUUUAUUUCAUCACUCUUUCACCCCUCAUCCUCAUCCCUCCAUCCUCAUCCCCCCAUUCUCAUCAGAUUGCGGGAUUAUUAUUCUGAGUAUGUGCGUGUGAAACAUCAAAGAAAGUCAUGAGAGAAAACCUCAAUCUAAAAACCUGCAGAUUUAUUUCAGCUCAAAUUUAAGGUUAAAACUCUGAAUCUGUAAAAAUAAGGAAAUUAAAUUACAGACCUAAUUAUUGUAGAGUGUAAAAUAUUCACAGAGGAAUCCCUUCUGCUGUCUGCAGAUUUAUGUAAAUCACUGCACAGCACAAUAACCAUCACUCUCAACAUUUUCACUUUAAACUCCAACAGGAUCAGAACCAGAACCAUGAUUCUGAUUAUUAAUGAAACUGUAAAUCCAGAUCUGUGUCUUAAUUCAGUGAAACAUGAAUAUUUAAUCCGAACUGUAGGUUAGUUGGUGCAGAAAUUUUUCUGCUGUUUCUGUGAAUCAUUCAUGAGAUUAAAAUCAUCAGUGAGGAAGAGGAGAACAAAUCCCGAACCUUCAGGCUGAGAAAACCGUCCAGAUCGAACGCCUGACUGGACCGUACCAAGAUCAGGUUUAUGUUUGAAUGUAGUUUAAAUUCACACUAGAUUUAAAAUUACAACCACGUCUUAAAUCCCAAUUUCUAUCUUGUAGUCUUAAAGUUUGUGAAUGUCUCUGCUGUCGAUUCUUCCUCCUGUAUUGUCUACAGUAUAAUUUAAGUAUAAUCUCUAUAUAAAAUAGAUCAGUGGUUCUCAACUGGUCUCACUCUGGGACCCACAUUUUCCCAUGGUCCUUAAAUUGUAACCGGUUUUUAUAAAAUUCAAACCAGGCAAAUGUUAUAUAUAUUUAAAAAAACUCUACAGACUCAAAUAUUUAACAUUAAUACACCAGUUUUGUUGAGUAAAGUGCAUUUCAGAACAUAUGAACUGAGGACGACAACUACUGAAGUUGCUUGAACAGAAAAUAUCAAAUUGCACAGAAUGGAGACCAGCAAAAUGAAAAAUUUGACUUAUUUGCAUCUCUGCAUUCAGAGCAUAUUCAGAAGAACCUGAGGAGGACAAAAGUGAAAAAAUAUCAUAUUAAACAAAAUAAAGACCAUAAAAAAAACAUGUAUUUUUACUGCAUUAAGGUUACUGAGAAACCAAGGAGGACCACGACAAAACGCGUGCCUUUUCAAAAUAAGCCAUUGUUCAAAAUAAAAUACGUCAAACAUCAGAUGCUCAUCAAAUAUUUCCUUUUUUAACCAUCUGUUCCCAACCCAUCAAGAUCGUGUCCCCGACCCACUUUUGUGUCAUGACCCACCAAUUGAGAACCACCGAUAUAGCGCGACUCCACAUGACUUCAGGUUUCAGCUCACAGACAAUAAGCAUUUUACCAAAAACCAACCCGAUCAAUCAAAGAGGAGGAAAGAGGACUUUACAAACCCGACAUCAGAACCACAGCAAACAAACAAACAGCACAUAUGACUUAUGAAUGAGAUCUCAUGAGCGCCUCCUUUGGUCACAUCUGUAAAUUAAAUUCCUCAGAAAUCUUCGGGUUCUGUGACUGAGAGGAUCCGGUUUUAGUCCAAAGUGUGAGGACAUCACUGAAGGUUCUGUAGUUCAGAGGGUAUUAGACAAGGUGGGUGAUCGGCCAAGUUCAAUUCAUGUCAUCAGCAUACAGGACCAACAGAACCAACAGAACCAACAAGACCAACAGGACCAACAGAACCAACAAGACCAACAGGACCAACAGAACCAACAAGACCAACAAGACAAACAGGACCAACAGAACAAACAAGACCAACAGAACCAACAGGACCAAUAGAUCCAAACGGACAAACGGAACAAACAGUACCAGCAAAACCAACAAAACCAAAAGGACAGACAAAACUAAAAGGUCCAAUCAGACCAACAGGAACAACAGAACUAACAGGACCAACAGAACCAAUGGGACCAACAGGACCAACAGAACCAACAGAACCAAAAGGACCAACAGGACCAACAGAACCAACGAGACCAACAGGACCAACAGGACCAACAGGACCAACAGAACCAACGAGACCAACAGGACCAACAGGACCAACAAAACCGAUGGGACCAACAGAACCAACAGGACCAACAGAACCAAUGGGACCAACAGGACCAACAGAACCGAUGGGACCAACAGAACCAACAGGACCAACAGAACCAAUGGGACCAACAGGACCAACAGAACCAACAGGGCCGACAGAAGCAACAGAAACAACUAGACCAACGGACCAACAGGACCAACAAGAGCAACAGAACCAACUGGACCAACAGAACCAAAAGGACCAACAGGACAGACAGAACCAACAGAACCAACAGGACCAACAGAACCAACAGGGACCAACAGGACCAACAGAAUCAACAGGGCCGACAGAACCAACAGAAACAACAGGACCAACAGAACCAACUAGACCAACAGGACCAACAGAACCAACAAGAGCAACAGAACCAACUGGACCAACAGAACCAAAAGGACCAACAGGACAGACAGAACCAACAAGACCAACAGGACCAACAGGACUGACAGAACGAACAGAACCAACAAGACCAACAGGACCAACAGAACCAAAAGGAGCAACAGGACCAACAGAACCAACAGAACAAACAUGACCAACAGAACCAAUGGGACCAAAAGGACCAACAGGACAGACAGAACCAACAAGACCAACAGGACCAAUAGAACCAACGAGACCAACAGGACCAACAGAACCAAUGGGACCAACAGAACCAACCGGACCAACAGAACCAAUGGGACCAACAGGACCAACAGAACCAACAGGGCCGACAGAACCAACAGAAACAACUAGACCAACAGGACCAACAGAACCAACAAGAGCAACAGAACCAACUGGACCAACAGAACCAAAAGGACCAACAGGACAGACAGAACCAACAGAACCAACAGGACCAACAGAACCAACAGGGACCAACAGGACCAACAGAACCAACAGGGCCGACAGAACCAACAGAAACAACAGGGCCAACAGAACCAACUAGACCAACAGGACCAACAGAACCAACAAGAGCAACAGAACCAACUGGACCCAACAAAACCAAAAGGACAGACAAAACUAAAAGGUCCAAUCAGACCAACAGGAAAUACAGAACUAACAGGACCAACAGAACCAAUGGGACCAACAGGACCAACAGAACCAACAGAACCAAAAGGACCAACAGGACCAAUAGGACCAACAGAACCAACGAGACCAAGAGGACCAACAGGACCAACAGAACCAACGAGACCAACAGGACCAACAGGACCAACAGAACCGAUGGGACCAACAGAACCAACAGGACCAACAGAACGAAUGGGACCAACAGAACCAACAGGGCCGACAGAACCAACAGAAACAACUAGACCAACGGACCAACAGGACCAACAAGAGCAACAGAACCAACUGGACCAACAGAACCAAAAGGACCAACAGGACAGACAGAACCAACAAGACCAACAGGACCAACAGAACCAACAGGGACCAACAGGACCAACAGAAUCAACAGGGCCGACAGAACCAACAGAAACAACAGGACCAACAGAACCAACUAGACCAACAGGACCAACAGAACCAACAAGAGCAACAGAACCAACUGGACCAACAGAACCAAAAGGACCAACAGGACAGACAGAACCAACAAGACCAACAGGACCAACAGGACUGACAGAACCAACAGAACCAACAAGACCAACAGGACCAACAGAACCAAAAGGAGCAACAGGACCAACAGAACCAACAGAACAAACAUGACCAACAGAACCAAUGGGACCAAAAGGACCAACAGGACAGACAGAACCAACAAGACCAACAGGACCAACAGGACCAACAGAACCGAUGGGACCAACAGAACCAACAGGACCAACAGAACCAAUGGGACCAACAGGACCAACAGAACCAACAGGGCCGACAGAACCAACAGAAACAACUAGACCAACAGGACCAACAGAACCAACAAGAGCAACAGAACCAACUGGACCAACAGAACCAAAAGGACCAACAGGACAGACAGAACCAACAGAACCAACAGGACCAACAGAACCAACAGGGACCAACAGGACCAACAGAACCAACAGGGCCGACAGAACCAACAGAAACAACAGAGCCAACAGAACCAACUAGACCAACAGGACCAACAGAACCAACAAGAGCAACAGGCCCAACUGGACCCAACAGAACCAAAAGGACCAACAGGACAGACAGAACCAACAAGACCAACACGACCAACAGAACCACUAAGACCAACAGGACCAACAGAACCAACAGAACCAACAGUAACGACAGAACCAACAAGACCAACAAGACCGACAGGACUGACAGAACCAACAGAACCAACAGGACCAACAGUACCAACGGGACCAACAAAAUCAACAGGACCAACAGAACCAAUGGGACCAACAGAACCAACAGGGCCAACAGAGCCAACAGAAACAACAGGACCCACAGAACCAACUAGACCAACAGGACCAACAGAACCAACAAGAGCAAAAGAACCAACAAGACCAACAGGACCAACAGGACAGAUAGAACCAACAAGACCAACAGGACCAACAGAACCAACAAGAGCAAAAGAACCAACAAGACCAAAAGGACCAACAGGACAGAUAGAACCAACAAGACCAACAGGACCAACAGAACCAACAGAACCAACAAGAACAACAGGACCAACAGAACCAACAGGACCAACAUGACCAACAGUACCGACAGAACUGACAGAACCAACAAGACCAACAGGUCCAGAUCACUGUUCUGUGUCAUUUGAGAUUUAAGUCGUGAGUUUACGAGAAUAAAGUCAUUAAUUUAUGAGAAUAAAGUCAUAACCUGUUAUUUCAGAGGGGAGUUGUUAAAAUUAGGGCCAUGAAGCAUUUAAAGGAACUUCAGUACAGGUUUCACAAACAAGGAGAUUCUUCAUCCUCUGGCACAUCAGCAUGACAUUGUCACAAGUUUAAAAACCUAAAAAGAAUAUAUGAGAAAUACGUCUUUUCCACGGGGAAAAAAACUGGUGUACUUGGAGGAAAUCGCUGCUUUUGUGGAGGCAGAAAUGAAUAUGCUGAGGAUAUAUCUGUCAAUGCAGCCGUAAAUAGACGUGAAUGACAUUGAGCUUUAGUUUAUGAUAUGAAUCCAUAUGCAGUAAUAAGGUGUUGGUGUCUCUGCAGGUGUAGGUUACCGCCGGUGUCAGAGACGUGGUGCUCGUCGGAGCUCGACUCCCUCUGGAUCACAAAUGUUGAUCAUCAGUUGGAUUGUUUCUUCAGAAACCACAAAAUCUCUCUGAAUGACCCGCUGAUACAUCCACAGAUAACCCUGCAGAUGACCAGCUUCAGUCAUUUCCCCCUCCACAAAAGCAGCUUUAUGACUUUAUAUACUUUAUGACUUUAUUCUCCUGAAUUUACAACUUUAAUCUCUAAGUCUUUAAAAAAAAAAAAAAACUUAAUGUUGUCCUGAUACUCUGCUGUAGUUUUGUCAGCUUUCUUAUUUCUAAUGUUUUUGAUUGUUGAAGCAGAGCGGAUCAGUUCGUCUCUAAAUACUAUAAUGUUUGGUUUACAGAUUUUAAUGAGCUCAUGCAGCCUAAGCUGACUGUCUGCUGUUUUUGGAUUUCUUGUUUUUUCUUUAAAGACGCGCUGCGUCUCCAAGCGAGUCCAGCCUCUCACCCGAAAUGCGCAGCUGUGCAGCGGCACGCAAAGAAUUCUAGGAUACCAAGGGCACAAAAGCGUGCAUAAAUGCGCGCUUGAAAAAUGCUAAGCUUUCUUAGCAUUUCGUGCCAAAUGGGACACCGUUCGCGCCGCGUGAUGACAUCAUGCAUGCUUGGUGUUUUGUUGUGAUUUUGUUGGUGUUUUUUUGGGGUGUUUCAUUUCGUGUUUUUUUUUUUUUGGUGGGUUUUUUUGGUGUUUUUGUUUGUUUUUGUUUUGUUUUUUGCCUGUCUGGGGUUUGUUGUGUUUUAUGGCUUUUAGACUUGGGUCAGAUGUUUGCUGAUUGGUUGUGAUUGUGGUUCUGUGUGUUUACUGUCUGGCUGUUUAUGGUGUGUGUGUGUUUCUUUUUGGGUUAAUGAAGGACACUCAGUGUGUUUCAGAGUUAGGGUGACACUGCGGUUUAAUUACUGUCCAGUUUUCUGUGUGUCUGUGUUGUCAGAACAUGGUCGAUGUUUUCUGUGUGUUAAUUGAGUAUUUUUUGUGUGUCUGUUGUGUGUGUGUGUGUGUGUGUGUGUGUGUUACAGGGCGUUCAGGACUCGGUCCAGCAGCCGGUACAGCAGAUGGAGAAGGCCGGUUGGAUCAGGAAGUUUUGUGGUCGUGGGAUCUUCAGGGAGCUGUGGAGGAGUCGCUUCAUCCUGCUGAGAGGAGAACGUCUCUACAUCUCCGACAAAGAGGUGAGGCAUGUUUAUGAAAACUUUCUUUGUCCAAUCACAGGGUCUGUACUGAACAGACUCCUCCCACAGGCUCAGUUUGAUCCUUCACAGACGCCAUUCAAAGAUUCAAACUUGACAUGUCAGGAGUUUUGGUCAAAAAGACGCCAAAGUUUCAUGAGUCAUCAAUGAUCAAUCAGGUAUAAUUUCACAAGUUUGAUGAGUCCUUCAUCUUGGGAGUAAAUAACCACAGAGAUAGCGCCACCUUCUGGAACUGGAAAUGACACAUCUACGAGUUAAUGCACCUUUUAGUACUUCGCUCAAGCGGCAACAUCUGGAGUUAAAAAUGAAGCCUGAUGUUUUGAGAUGGUUUGGUCUGAUACCGAAUAUUUCAUGUUUUUAGUCAGGAAACAGAAAAAAAAAUACUCAAACUUUUUAAAGGAAGAAAAGAAGUGUAAAGAAAAAAAAAUAUUUAUGAAAAAACAACAACUUUUGGAGUCAGUUUUUACAAGCUGCAAAAAGAAAAACAUAGAAGUCUCCAGACUUGCAGCUCCUUAUGUGUCCACCAGAGGUCGUCUCCCAAAGUGAGUCAGACCCCAUAGAGCCCCAUGUUAACCUUAAAAGCAGGGAUAAACCAUAGACUGUAUAUAAGAUGGACAACCUGGCUCCGCCUUCCGCCUGUAUACGGAUUUGAAGCCAAAAAGCUCUCUGUAAUUCCUUGUUUUUCACCACUUCCUUGAAACCAGAGCUGCGCAGUAGCGAUGCGCGCAUUCGGCCGCGCAGUCGCCAAGAGUCCCUGUGAUGACGCUCGGCUCAAACAGCGCAUCCCCCCGGGAGAGCGACACAAUCCCUGAACGCCCAUAGGCUGUAUCAGGUGUCAAUCAUAGCAAACAUGAACCCCCUAAUAACUUUUAAAAACUGAGCUGUACAGAAAAAAAAAGGACUUGAGCACAAACCAGUCUGACAGUAACUACAUGUCAACAUCACAAGCGGGGGGGAGAAAAAUUUAUGUUCUGUGUAAUAAAUUUCUAAAGUUUGUCCACAGUCCCAUAAGCUUUGCUGGCGGAGGCGGGAUUUAUGACCUGUACUGCAGCCCACCAUCAGAGGGUGCUGUUCUUGGAGUGGCUUCACCCAGCGAGGAGGCAGACUCUGUCCAUUCUUUAUACAGUCUAUGGGAUAAACACAUUAACUCUGUGGAAAACAAAAACAGACACGGUCUUAAAACUCUAAAAACAGUCUGUCAGGGGUCAGGGAUCGGUUUGGAUUUGCUGCAACUGAAUUAUCUGUGAGAACUAAGAUCCGAGAACUGAGGACUGAGGUCUGAGGACUAAGAUCUACAGACUAAGGACUGAGAACUGAGAUCUGAUGACUGAGGGCUGAGAUCUGAAGACUGAGAGCUAAGGCCUGAGAACUGAGAUCUGAGGACUAAGGGCUAAGAACUGAGAACCAAGAAAUGAGGACUGAGGGCUGAGAUCCAAAGACUGAGAUCUGAGGACUGAGGACUAAGAACUGAGGACUGAGAACUCAGAACUGAGGACUGAGAACUCAGAGCUGAGGACCGAGGGCUAAGGACUGAGAACUGAGGGCUGAGACCUUAGGAUGGGGGUUAAGGACUGAGAACUAAGAACUGAGGACUGAGGGCUGAGAUCUGAUGACUGCAGUCUAAAGACUGAGAACUGAGAUCUGAUGACUGAGGGCUGAGAUCUGAUGACUGAGGGCUGAGAACUGAGGAGUAAAACUGAGUACUGAGGACUGAGGACUAAGAACUGAGAUCUGAGGGCGGAGGGCUGAGAUCUGAGGACUGAGAGCUAAGGCUUGAGAACUGAGAUCUGAGGACUAAGGGCUAAGAACUGAGAACCAAGAAAUGAGGACUGAGGGCUGAGAUUCAAGGACUGAGGGCUGAGAUCCAAAGACUGAGAUCUGAGGACUGAGGACUAAGAACUGAGGACUGAGAACUCAGAACUGAGGACCGAGGGCUAAGGACUGAGAACUGAGGGCUGAGAACUGAAGACUGGGGUCUAAGAACUGAGAACCGAUAACUGAGAACCAAGAUCUGAGAACUAAGAGCUGCGAUCUUAGGACAGAGGGCUAAGAACUAAGUACUGAGAACUGAGUACUGAGGACUAAGGACUAAGAUCUGAGACCUGAGGGCUGAGACCUUAGGAUGGGGGUUAAGGACUGAGAACUAAGAACUGAGGACUGAGGGCUGAGAUCUGAUGACUGCAGUCUAAAGGUCCUUACACACCGGCGAAUUUGCGGAGCGAAGCGAAAUAGCGAGACGAAAAGUGCGAAUAUUCGCAGGUCCGAAAAAUCGCUUUCGCCUAUACACACCGGCCGCAAAGCGAAUAUAUGCAUAUAUUUUUUGCAAAGCGAAUUAAUAAAGUCGCUUUGCGGCACGGAGGAGAGGAGAUGCAGGGUGGUCCUGUACCGCAAUUACCAGCCUCUCUCCCAUCGUUGCUCUUGGUGCCAGUGAUGGUGUGUGUCGUGUGAAUGGCUGCUGAUUGACAUGUCUAGCAUUAUGAGCGAGGGAGAAAGAGGAGGAAAAGCUGAGAGAGACGCCGCAGCAGCCAGGAGAGGCGAGGGCUGAGCAGUGAUCCUUCAAGUUGUCUGGUCAUUCUGUUGGCCCUGUAGCUGCAGAUCAUCGGUAUGUCAAACAGCUGAGAGGGAGAAUCAGGCAUGAUGAGGCGGUCACCCUGUGAAGUGUGCAUGACAUCUGUCUCCUAAGGAAGACAAGAGAGUGCCAUCUUGUGAGAAAACUACUUCAUUUGUAAUUAGAAAGAGUUUUGGAUGCACCUCAGCUGUCUUUGUCUGCGUUUUCAUAAUCUCAAACUUCUCCCUCUCCUCCAGCCGUAUGGGUCUGUGACGUCAUCAACAACAUGACUUUUGAUUGGCCAGAGGUCUAGCAGGUCCAGAUAUUCGCCUGCAAAUAUCCGAAAAAUUCGACACAGGAGCGAAAAAAUAAAAGCGGCUUUUCGCCCCGCGGAAAAAUCGCCGCCAGUGUGGAAGCUUGCAUUGACUUUAUGCUGUUUUAAAAAAAGGCAAAUAAUUCGCCUGGCGAAUUCUCGCCCGGUGUGUAAGGACCUUAAGGACUGAGAACUGAGGGCUGAAAUCUGAGAGCUGAGGGCUGAAAUCUACAGACUGAGAGCUGAGAUCUGAGAACUGAGGGCUGAAAACUGAGGGCUAAGGACUGAGAGCUGAGAACUGAGGGCUAAGGACUGAGAAUUGAUGACUGAGAGCUGUAAUCUGAAAACUGAGAUAUGCGGACUGAGGGGUUGAGAUCUUAGGACUAAGGGCUGAGAACUGAGGACUGAAGGGUUAAGAACUUUGGACUGAGAUCUUAAGACUCAGGGCUUAGAUCCAAGGACUGAGGGCUGAGAUCUUGGGACUGAGGGCUAAUAAUUGAGGAAUGAGAACUCAGAACUGAGGACUGAGGGCUAGGGGCUGAGAACUGAGAUCCGAGGACUGAGGGCAAAGAACUGAGAUCUGAGAACUGAGGACUGAGAACUCAGAACUGAGGACUGAGGGCUAAAGACUGAGAACUGAGGGCUGAGAACUGAGGGCUGAGGUUUAAGGACUGAGGGCUGAGAACUGAAGACUGAGUUCUAAGGACUUAGAACUGAGGACCGAGAUCUGAGGACUAAGAGCUGAAAAUCUUAGGACUGAGGGCUAAGAACUGAGUACUGAGGACUGAGGGCUAAGAACUGAGAACUGAGAUCUGAGGACUGAGGGCUAAGAACUAAGAAUUGAGGACUGAUGGUUGAGAACUGAGGACUGAGAACUGAGUACUUAGGGCUAAGGACUGAGAUCUGAGGGCGGAGGGCUGAGAUCUGAAGACCGAGGGCUACGAACUAAGAACCAAGAAAUUAGGAUUGAGAACCGAUAACUGAGGACUGAUAUCUGAAAUCUUAGGACUGAGGCUAAGAACUGAGUACUGAGGGCUAAGGACUUAGAACUGAGAUCUGAGGGCUGAGUGCUGAGAUCUGAGGACUGAGGGCUAAGAACCAAGAACUAAGAAUUGAGGACUGAGGGCUGAGAUUAAAGGAUUGAGGGCUGAGAACUAAGGGCUAAGAACUAAGGAUGAGGGCUGAGAUCUGAGGACUGCGGUCUUAAGACUAAGAACUGAGGGCUGAGAAUUGAGAACUGGGGACUGAGAUUUUAGGACUGAGGACUGAGAUCUGAAAACUAAGAACUGAGAAAUGAGGACUAAAGGCUGAGAUCUGUGGACUGAGAACUGAGGGCUGAGAUCUGAGGACUGUGGUCUAAGGACUGAGGGCUGAAAACUUAAGACUGAGGACUCAGCUCUGAGGACUGAGGGUUAAGGAUUAAGGGCUGAGAUCUGAGAUCGGAGGACUGAGAUCUACAGACUGAGGGCUGAGAUCUGAGGAUUGAGGUCUGAAAACUGAGGACUGAGUUCGGAGAUCUGAGGACUGAGGGCUUAGAACUGGAGACUGAGGACUGUGCUCUGAGGACUGAGGGUUAAGGAUUGAGGACUGAGGGCUGAGAGCUGACGACUGACGGUUGAGAUCUACAGACUAAGGGCUAAGAUCUGAGGACUAAGCACUGAGAACUGAGGACUAAGGAUUGAGGACUGAAGUCUGAGAACUAAAGACUGAGAUCUGAGGACUGAGGGUUGAGAUUUAACGACUGAGGGCUGAGAUCUGAGGACUAAGAACUGAGGACUGAGAACUGAGGACUGAGAACUGAGGACUGAGGACUGAGGGCUGAGAACUGAGGACUGAGAACUGAGGACUGAGGACUGAGCUCUGAGGACUGAGGGUUAAGGGUUGAGGGUUGAGAACUGUGGAUGAAACUCACUGCUCCUUUUGCAGCUGGUGAUUUCAGCCUGUUGGACAGGACAGAGAGGAUUGUGGGUAAUGUCUGACGGGUCCUUUAGCGUGGAGUCUUAGUGUCAGUAGCUAUUUCCUGUCAAAGAGGUUCAGAUUUUCGUCCUCAGAUAUUCAUCGCCUGAUUCACACGUUCAUUCAGGAUUCAGUCUGUAGACAUGAACUCCGAUGAUGACGCAUCAAUCACUCUUCCUUCCUUUUUUCCCUCCUUCUUUCCUUCUUACAUUCCUUUCCUUUCCCUCCUUCUUUCCUUCCUUUUGUUAUAUUCAGAUUCAGAUACCAAAUGCAGCUCCACCAAUCACAGACCGUGCAUGUGUGUGUGUGUGUGUGUGUGUGUGUGUGUGUGUGUGUGUGUGUGUGUGUGUGUUAGUGUAUCUCAGGUCACACAGAAAAACACACUCUCUCUCUCUCUCUCUCUCCAUUCCUCCCAGGAUAUUUAGUGUUUAUAAAGACAGUGUGACAUCACAGGUCACAUGACCCCUGGCUGUGAGUCAGCGUUGUUCAGAGAUGACUCGGCAUUCUCAGAGCUCCAGAGAUGAUCACAUGAUCACGCUUCAGACCUUAAACGCGGGGGGUCUAACUCUGCUGUUAGACCCAGGGAUGUGUAGUUAUAAAAAAGUCAGAGCAUCCAAUCAUAAACAAGGGGGCGUGUCUCUAAAUUAAAAAAACUUCCUGAUUGGCCAACUCUCCCCCAAUUUCCACUGAAAGGCUGUAUCCUCCAAUUGUAGCUGAUCGUAACCAUUCAAGUUAACGUGUCAAUUUCCACCGGCUUCUUUCCGUUCCUCUGCGGAUCGCCGGACUCCACAGCUGAUCGCAAGAGUUCUAUUUUUACAGAACGCCGGAGCACGCCUGAUAAAUUCAGCACAGAUUAACACGUGCUGGAAAGGAAGUCGGCCACAGACACAAAAUAAAACAUCCAGCUUCUUUUCAAAAUAAAACACUCCAUGUUUCAGGAGGAUUGUAUUUCACACCAUGCAAACGAGCAGAGAUGAACAAGUGAAAGGUUUCUGGACGUUAUUUCACCCCGAUGACACCAUGGAUGAGGAGAUGCUGAUUCUAGAAGUCUAGAAGUAGAUUUCCUUCUCUGGAAGGACACAAUCUACUGCUUAUAUGUCUAUGUGUCUGUCUUUGUAGAGACAACUCGUUAUCGCGCGAUUGAACGUGAAUCCGCAAGUUCUUGUGAGUUCUCACGAUUACUGCUGACCAUAAUCCGAAAUUCACCUCACAAACAGAUCUGGUAGGAAUUGGUGGAGGGCGAAAAUCGCAGGGUGAGACCUUCAGGAUGAAGUUUUGAGAUCCAGCUUUGCUCUUCUUCUUCUUCUGUUUCCUCCUCCCUUUUCAUUCAUUCAUUCAUUCAUUCGUUCAUUUUUCUUUUCUGUCCCUGAUUCAAAGUCUCUGAUUGUCUGAGGGUCCCUGAAUGCGUCACAGAGGACAGAUGUUCCCCGGUGGUGCGUUCAGGUGCAGUCGGUGUGUCUGAAUGUUAUUUUAUAUAAGAGAGUUAUGUAAGUGUUCACAGCAGAGAGGAUUCUGGGACGCUGAGUCAGACUGAGACACACACACACACACACACACACACACACACACACACACACAGAUCAGACUUUGAAUUUCAAAACUCUUGGAUUUUAAGCACGUAUUUUUAUUUCUGACACUUUUUUUCUUACAAUGAUGAAAAAAAUAAAUGGAAAAAAAUCAGUCUUUCAAAAUAUUUAUUUAGUAAAAAUUUGACUUAAAAAACUGUGUAGAAAAAAAUUCAGUUUCAAAAAAAUUCAGUGUAAAACAGACCGACUUAACAUCCGAGUAACCAGGAAGAAGCAAUCAAUCAUCCAUUUUCCAGCCAAUCAAAUAAUGCCAGAUUGGUCAUGUGGCAUUGACCCCAGUGAGCCACUAAUCGAUUGCUUCUCCCUGAUUACCCAAAUGUUGAGACGAUUUCUUUUACUCUGACUUUUUGACUCUGACCCUUUUUUCAUUGUGAUAUUUUUGUUUCCACAGAUUUUUUAAGUUGAAUUUUUACUAAACGAAUAUUUUAAGAGACCGAUUUUUUUACACUGAAUUUACUUCAACGUUGUGAAAAAAAUAAAUGUCAGAAAUAAAAAUAUGUGCUUGAGAUUUGAUGGUUUUGAAGCUCAAAGUCUGAUUUUGAUGCAAAAAAAUUUCCGUUUUAGAAAUUCAUAUUCAAAUUCAGAUGGCAUAGAUCAACUUCCAUACGAGGUGUUUGUUCGGAGAAACUCGACUAGAAACAGGUCUGACCUCCUGACAGAGUUAAGGGACGGUUUGUGUUUUUGACCAAGGAGGAUGGCGGUCCGGUUAGGUCGGCGUCGUUAAUGAAGAACCCCUGAUAGAGACCGGAAGAAGGUCUUUCACUCUGAUUUAUCAGCGGGAAAAAAAACAAACUUGUUUCUAAUUUUGUUUUUUUCCGGAGGUCAAAUAAGCAGAAGAAUAGUGACUCGUGUCCACCAUGAGAGUGUGUGUGUUUGUGUGUGUGUGUGCGCACGCGCAUGUAUCUGUGUGUGCGCGUGCAUGUGUGUGUGUUUCAUGUGAUUAUGAUUUUUUUUCACUCUUGUUCUGUAUUUCAGCAGAACGUUGACCUAGAACACUUUAAUUCAGCUGCAGCCCAAGGGAGACCUAAGAGUGUGUGUGUGUGUGUGUGUGUGUGUGUGCGUGUUUGUGUGUGUGUGUGUGUGUGUGUGUGUGUACUUUCUCAUGCCAGGGGUCAACACUUUCAGACUAUUGGUCUGUUCUGUUUGUGUUUGUGAAGCUCAGAUCAAUCUCACUGCUGCGAUAUUGACGAAUAAUCAACAUCAACAGCUUCUGCAUGAAACACACGCACACACACACACACACACUCAGACCCUUAUGACCUUGUUAAUGUGAACACACUGAGGGUUCAGAGGGAUGUAAAGACACAUGGAGAUGGAGAUUUCAGAGCUGUGUGUUUUUACCGAUCAGUGUGUGUGUGUGUGCGUUUGUGUGUGAUUAAUAUAAGCAGUAUUUAUCUGUAGUAACAGCAGUAUUUAACUAUAGUAUUUUUAACUGUGUAUCAGCAGUUUUUAAAUGUAGUAACAGCAGUAUGUAACUAUAGUAUUUUGAACUUUAUUAUCAGCAGUAUUUGACUGUAGUAACAGCUGAAUUUAACUGUAGUAACGGCUGAAUUUAACUGUAGUAACAGCAGUAUUUUACUGUAAUAUCAGCAGUACUUAACUGUAGUAAUAGCUGUAUUUAACUGUUUUAACAGCAGGAUUUAACUGUAAUAUCAGCAGUAUUUAACUGUGUUUAAACCAGUAUUUAACUGUAGUAACAGCAGUAUUUAACUGUAGUAUUUUUAACUAUAUAUCAGCAGUAUUCAACUGUAGUAACAGCAGUAUUUAACUGUAAUAUCAGCAGUAUUUAACCGAAACAUCAGCAGUAUUUAAAUGUAGUAACAGCUGUAUUUAACUGUUGUAGCAGCAGUAUUUAACUGUAAUAUCAGCAGUAUUUAACUGUGGUAACAGCAGUAUUUAACUGUAAUAUCAGCAGUAUUUAACCGAAACAUCAGCAGUAUUUAAAUGUAGUAACAGCUGUAUUUAACUGUAAUAUCAGCAGUAUUUAACUGUGGUAACAGCAGUAUUUAACUGGAGUAGCAGCAGUAUUUAACUGUAGUAACAGCAGUAUUUAACUGCAUUUCAGCAGUAUUUAACUGUAUCAUUAGCAGUAUUUAACUGUAUAAUCAGCAGUAUUUAACUGUUGUAGCAGCAGUAUUUAACUGUGGUAACAGCAGUAUUUAACUGGAGUAGCAGCAGUAUUUAACUGUAGUAACAGCAGUAUUUAACUGCAUUUCAGCAGUAUUUAACUGUAUCAUUAGCAGUAUUUAACUGUAUAAUCAGCAGUAUUUAACUGUUGUAGCAGCAGUAUUUAACUGUAUAAUCAGCAGUAUUUAACUGUAGUAACAGCUGUAUUUAACUGUAAUAUCAGCAGUAUUUAACUGUGGUAACAGCAGUAUUUAACUGGAGUAGCAGCAGUAUUUAACUGUAGUAACAGCAGUAUUUAACUGCAUUUCAGCAGUAUUUAACUGUAUCAUUAGCAGUAUUUAACUGUAUAAUCAGCAGUAUUUAACUGUGGUAACAGCAGUAUUUAACUGCAUUUCAGCAGUAUUUAACUGUAUCAUUAGCAGUAUUUAACUGUAUCAUUAGCAGUAUUUAACUGUAGUAACAGCAGUAUUUAACUGUAGUAACAGCAGUAUUUAAUUGUAGUAUUUUCUCAGACGGUCUCUGUAGUAACAGCAGUAUUUCUCUGUAGUGACAUCAGUAUUUAACUGUAAUAUUUUUAAUUGUAGUAACAGCAGUAUAAAUCAGUAGUAGCAGUUGUAUUUUUCUGUAGUAUUUGGCAGCAGUAUUUCAGCCUCUCUCCUCAGACGGUCUCUGUAGUAGCAGUAGUAUUUAACUGUUGUAGCAGGAGUAUAUCACAGCAGUAUUUUCUCUGUAGUAUUUCACUGCAGUAUCUCUCUGUAGUAUAUCUCUGUUGUAUUUUACAGCAGUAUUUAACUGUAGUAUUAAAGCAGCCUCUCACCUCAGAUGGUCUCUCUGGAUUAAAGAUGAACGAGUUGAAUCGUCUCUGAUGAAUGAAACAUGGAAACCAAACGAAGUCACUGACUCGACUCAAACUGAAGCUCAUGAUUUAAACGCCCUCACUCUUCACGCUCGCCAGAUUUAAAUGCCGCCUGUCUGCUGAGAUCUGACACAGAGAUCCGACCCUGACUCGGAUUCACGGAGAAAUGACGACGUUUGGUUAUAAAUGAGAGGACAGGAUAAAUUUAAGUUUUACCUGAAAUCUAUUGAGACACGAUUUUAUAGCUUAAAUGUCUGAAACUCUGAGAGCAACCUAAAAUCCUGCAGACAUAAGAGACGCUUCAAAGUCAGUUUAAGCAGCAGGGGGCGCUCUCUGCCUCUAACUUCAUAUAGUAUAAUAUUGUCUGUUAUCGGUUUACAGCUGACUCUCUUAAAUUAUGCACACACGCACGCACGCACACACACACACACACACAGACAGCUUCCUGUGCACCAGGUGUUAUAACUGUGUUGCUGCAUGUGUGUGUGUGUGUGUGUCUUUGUGUGCUGUGAUCUCAGAGAUCCUUCAUAAGUGAUGAUGUCUCACUCUGAUUGUUCCUCCUUGGCUGUCAGGUGUAUAAAAUCAAGCACAGCUCAGAUUGACUGUGUGUGUGUGUGUGUGUGUGUGUGUGUGUGUGUGUGUGUGUGUGUGUGUGUGUGUGUGUGUGUGUGUGUGUGUUUGCAGGUGAAGGACGAGAGGAAGGCUCAGGAAGUCUUCGACCUGGCGGACUACGAGCGUUCGGAGGAGUUGAGGAAAGCCAAGAGUCGCAGUAAGAAGAACCACAGCCGCUUCACGCUGCUGCGCUGCAGACAGCCGGGAAACACAGUGAGUCACAUGACACAACACACACACACACACACACACACACACACACACACACACACACACACACACACACCCCGAGCUAACAUAUCCUGAAUACUGGUGCAGUCAGUCUGUUGGUGUUUUAGUUGCACUUCUGUGUCUUACCCUGUAAAUGGCACUCUUUUUUGGACUUUUUAAAAUGGGCCUCUACGGGGACUGACUCACAGAUGGACAGGGCCCUCUGGUGGACAAUUGGGGACCUGUAGUUUGGGGAUGUCUUGAUCAGCCUUGUUUCUAAGCUGUGUAAAGAACAUAUUGAUUGUUUAACAUUUUUACAUAUUUUCUGAUUUUUUUACUCAAAGAUUUUGUUGUUUUGGUUCCUGAUAAGAAAAUAAAAUCUGAAAACCCAGAUCUAAAUCACUGAGUCAAAAAAUACGUCAGGCCUUAAAGCUAAACACUCGUGUUAGCAUGCUAACAGGCUUUUCUGGUUUUCAGAGCUGAUAUAAAACAAAUGAAGAGUUAGCGUUAGUGAGUAAUCAUGCUAAUAUUAUCAGUAAACACACAGACCAUCUAAAGUCUGAUGUGGAUUUAUAAAAUGUUGGCAGCUCUGAGACGUGGUCCUGAAAAUGGACACAGACUCAGCGGAUCGGGGUUUUGAUGAGUCCUCAAGAGGGGACAGAAAAACUGGACCAGAUCCCCUCCCAGUCUGUCCCACAGCGGUCCUGAUAUUUGAAGUUCUUAAACGUUUCUGUCGUUAUUCGUCUUCAUCCUCUGAGCUCCAAGAUUAUUUUGCCCCAUCUGACUCACACCGACGCCUCAUUGGUGGAAUCACUCCCACAUCUGUCUCCUGAUUGGUGGAGCCGAGUUUAACCACACGCCCACUCGGCUAGGGCCUUAGUGAUUGGCCGAGCUGUGUUGUUUUUUUCUGCUCUGAAAAGGUUUAAUCCGCAGAAUCCCAUUAGUCUGUCAGAGAACGAGUUAAUCCCUGCCCCGCCCCCCUGCCUCCUCCCGCUCAGUUUUGAGAUUUCACUCUGACUUUGAUUCAAUCAUCUCUGAUCUAAAAGAUUUCAGCUCUGUACUUAGGAAACCUUCAGAGGUGGACUCAAGUUAACCCCACAGAGAACUCAAACACAGUCUGGAUCCUGAGUUCUGGUCCCUGUCUCUGCUCUGCUGGUGCCUGUCUGUAAAUAAAGCUCCUGUUUUCAAAGACCUAAGCCCUCCCCUGAUAAACACAGAGACCUCUGAUAGUCCAAAGAUGUUCCUCAGGGUCAGAACUUAAACCAGACUGAUGAACAGUCUCAGACCUCAGGCCGAGGCUCUGCUAACACCUCUGAAUGUUAGAUGAUUGUUGGGUUGUCACAGUCAGUACGUUUCCAUAACACGCAAGAAAACCAAAUUAUCGCCUUACCCCAAUUAAGACCGGACAACUGAAGUGCAUGUAAACACCUUAUAUUCUAGUCUUUAUAUAACUCUGAUUAUAGUCGGAGAACUCUGAUUAAGACACCCAGAUAAUGCGAUUGGACAUCGAUUUUCUCUACCGUGUAACCAGCGUAGUUGGAGUAUGAUUGGACAAUGCAUGUACGCGUGCGCCACGCCUAGUGCUGGACGAUAAUUCGAUAACAAUAUAUAUCGAUCGAUAGACGUGUGGAGCGAUAGAAAAAAAACGGGUCGAUAAAAAGUUCGAUAGAAAAACACAGUUUCCCUUUCUUUUUCAUCAUAGCCUAUCAUGUAGCUUUUACUACAGUCAUUACUUCCUCCCAACCAAUCACAAACGCAGACCCAGGUACGCUACAGCACCAAGCCCAGCCCCUCUCAAACCACAACAGACAGCACGUGUAUUAGAAAUAAUGUAACAGCAAGGAGAAGCGGAGGAAAUUGUCCCGAAAAAAGGUUUCAGUAGUUCACCAGCAUGGCAAUGUUUUGGUUUUUAGAAGUCUGACAAAAAGCGAACAGCGGUCGUUUGCAAAAUUUGCAGAGAAUUAGUAAAAACCAAGUCUGGUAACACAACCGACUUGUUUUACCAUCUAAACCGGUCGCACCCGCAGGAGUACGAGCUGUGUCGGCCGCGCCGCGGCUCCACGUCGUCGUCGGAGGAGGAAUCCUCUGGAACCGCUGCCAGCACCAGCACAAAGCAUGUGAAGCAGACCAAACUGGACUUCGUUUCUUGCCAAAAUACGACAAAGCGUCCAAGCGGCAUAAGGACAUCACCCAUGCAGUAACAUGCUCCAUAGCGAGGGACAUACUGCUAAUAACUACCGUUGAAAAGCCUGGCUUCGACCAGCUUCUAGCCACUCUCGACCCGCGAUAUGAAGUGCCCGGCCGCAAGUAUUUCUCAAACACAGCGCUUCAGUCAUGAAAAUGGGUCAGGGUGUUGAAAAGGUGAGAAGGGUGCGGAGGAAAUACGCUCCGGUGUAGCUUCUUAAAGUGGAAGAAAAUGAGCUCAUAUUUUACAAAGACGCGAGUAUUUGGAUCAUGGCUACUAGCAGGGGGUGCAUUCGGCAGGGGUGCAUUCUACGACACAACACCGGCGUGGAUAAGUCCUGCUUCUCGUGCUUAGUUUGCGUAUUAAGUCAAUCACAUGAUAAUUAAAAAAAAUAAAUCUCCCGACCCCGGGAGAAAUAUUUCAGUGUUCAGACACCAGGCUGUGGGCAGUUUCUCACACAGUUAAAACUGGUAGUAUGUUAUUCCCACCUAAAGCUAUUCUGUUUAUUUAUAUAUUUGUUUGUUUUGUUUAUUUUCAUCAAAAGACUAUUUAAAUAUUUAUUUAUCAGAUUUUCUGGUCACUUUAGUCUUUAUGUUUGUCAGUAUUUACUGACGUCACUCAGGCCACUUAAGUUGAUUUCUUUUUUUUUUUAGUUCUUUUUUAAAAAACUUUCAGUUGUAAAAUAAAAAAGGUGGUUGAAUAAAGGUUUGAAUUUGAAUUCAGUGCUUGUGUGUUCUUUAUUAAAAGUAGGUCAUUAAGCAAUAGCAUAAAACAUCCAGGGCUGCAAUUAAAAUAUAUGUUAAAUAAUUAUAAUAAUUAUAUCGAUAAUUAUCGAUAUCGAUCAAUAUGAUUUAUUUUUUAUCGAUAUGCUUUUUUUCUAUAUCGUCCAGGCCUAGCCACGCCCCCGUAACCCCAGAACAAAAACCCCUGAGAAGAGGAGUAGCGUGCGUCUCAUCUGCAGAAAAAGUAGCGCGUCCAUCAUGUAGGACAAAAACAACGCUGUACGAUGCUCCAUCUUCUUGCUCCAAAGUUGUAGACACUUCUGACGUCUGGCACAGACCUGCUGUUGUUGUUGAUGGUUGUAUGGGGUCGGAAACAGCGCCGCUGAAAAGACCCAUAUCGCCCCCUAGUUUUUGGGAGGAGGACACGUUCACGUCAACGAUUCAGUUUUCUCAGCUGCACAUAUACGCAGAUGAGAGAAGUCCGAUUCGGCAAAAAAAAGACUAAUUAUGAGCUUAGUCAGAUUAAACUGUGCAUGUAAACGCGCUGAGUGUUUCUGCUGCAUAGAUGGAUAAUUUCUAAUAAGACACCUCAUGUUUUUAUCCUGUUUUCAGGUUCCUAACCUUUUGUUUCUGGCGGUGAGUCCUGAGGAAAAGGAGUCAUGGAUCAACGCCCUCAACGUGGCAAUAAUCAAAGCCAAGAACCGCGUUUUAGACGAGGUACGUAUGACCCGCCUCCUCAUUCGUUUUUAUUUGUGGGUCAGAAACAGUUCUGACCCGUUUACCUCCGUCCAGUGUACUCUCUUACCCCCAAUUUCCACCACACCCUGAACGUCUACUAAAAGGUCGUAUCCUCCGAUCGUAGCUGAUCGUAACCAUUCAAGUUAACGUGUCAAUUUCCAUCGGCUUCUUUCCGUUCCUCUGCUGAUCCCCGGACUCCACAGCUGAUCGCAAGAGUUCUAUUUUUUUGGGACACCAAAGCAUGCCGGAUAAAUUCACCACAGAUUAACCCGUGCUGGAAAUGAAGUCGAGCACAGACACAAAAUAAAACAUCCGGCUUCUUUUCGAAGUAAAAAUAGUGCUGUCAAGCGAUUAAAAAAAUUGAGAGAUUAAUUAAUUAUGAUCUGUAAUUAAUUAAUCUAAUUAAUCUCUUUUUUAAUCUCACCUAAAAAAAAUGCUAAGAAAAGCCCUCAACUUGAGGUAUUUUCAAUUUAAUUCAUUACAUUAAUGUGGCAGAUCAAAAAAUUCAUACAUAACAAAAAAGUGGCUUUAUAAAGUCAUUUAUUUAUUUUUUAACAGACUUGAACAGAUGAAGUCUGAGACUAGUCCCAAGAGCUGCCUACAACCUUUAGUUCUACAACCGGGGGGGGGGGGGGUAUUGCUUUGUCUCUUCGGCAAUCUCCAAAUAAUUAGAAAAUAAAAAUAAAACAAAACAUCAGGUCCAUAUAAAGUACUGUAAGUUAACGCAUCAAAACACUUUUCUGAGCAAUACGAGUGUUGAACACUGAACUUGUUUUUCUUCUGCUUAAAAUAUAAAAAAACAAAACAAACCCGUCACAGUGCUGUAAGUUAGCACAUCAAACAUAACAUUAAAGUGCUGAAAUAACAUCAAGGAAACACCUCUAGUAGGCUACAGAGGACUGUCUGUUGUUGUUCUGUUGGUCCAACGUAGCCUGGACAGCCUCUCGGUCGUGUAAGAGACGUGAUACCAUCACAAGUGUCCAAUUCCACCUUGUCAGUACAUCUUGUAUGAGCUGCUCCCUCUUUUUCCCAAGUGCUACUUGUUGCUGGUUAAGUUCUGUAAUACUCGCCGGGCUUUGUUUAAAAUGGCCAUCAAUCUUGUGGCACUUUGCCAGUACACCCGCAAACCCACUGCUGUCGAUGCAGACCGUGAUGGUCGCGAAAAUCGCUGCUCCACUUCUGAGCUGUUCUGGAUGUGGUGGAAACAAUAAUAAUAAUAAUAAUAAUAAUAUUAAUAAUAAUCAUAAUAGACUGCUGCUCUCAGUGUUGGACCAGGGGGUCAGUUUUUGUGUUUCUGUGCAGGUCACAAUUGAGGAGGACAGUGCAUUGGUUCACCCCACCAGAGAUCGAGCAAAGAUCCCUCAAGCCCGCCGGCUGCCGACCAGAGGACACCUGAUGGCAGUGGUAUGGACAUCUAUGAUCUUUUCCUCUUGAGUUUCUGGUUUUAUGAUCGAGAAACAGUUUUAGGAGUAAAAUUAGGUCUUUGGUGACUCACCACAGGCAUCCACCUCGUCCCACGGCAUGCUGACCCUCGACUUGGUCACUGAGGAGGACGGUUUCUCUCCAGAGUUUGACGGCGACUCCUGGGAGAACGGCUUUCACGUAGACCUUCCAAGGGGGGGUUCAUGCGGACAGGUGUCGGUUAUCGGAUCUCGUGGUUUUGGCGUUCGCCAGCGAGCGGACACUGAUGUUUCAAAGCUGCGGGUGACCACCAAGGAGCCUAAGGUGAAGACCAGCAGUCUGCCUAGGGGGAGUGAGCGAUCCUGGGGUAAACAUUCCCACCUGGAGGUCUCAAAAGUCCACAAGACACAGCAGGUACAGGUUUAAAGGCUUUGGUCCUGAACCUUUUCACUCAGGUUUCAGUUUUCAGGUGUGCCUUGUUUUAAGACCAAAGACAGAGUGGUACAUUAAUGCUUAACUCACCUUAAACAGUGGACCCUGGUCCAAGUCAGAAUACUGGGUUUUACUCUCCAGGUCCUUCAGGCUCAGUCCCGAACACCUCAACCAGGGAAGAGGUUCAGCAUGCAGGGCAGGAGUCGCUGCGCCUCCAUGGAUGAAGUCCUCUCCUCCAGGUACGGAAACACCUGACAGUGAAAGAAGCUGACAUGAACCAGGUUCAAGAGCCGAUUUCUGUCAGAGUCAGAGGACCAGGUUCCUGAAGUGAUGAUGGGGACUCUUUCACUGAGUCUUAAAGGUGGGGUAGUCAGGAUCUGAGUUAGUUCCAGUUUUUAGGAGAAAUCUUGAAUGUAAACACUACCCCUCCCAACCUGUUUUCCCCUCAGCUCCUCCUCUCCCCUCCCUCUCUAGUCCAACAAGCCCCGCCCACAAACAGACGCUCCUGCUCGCUCGUAUCGUUCCAAUUAAAUUCAGAUAUAAUGCAGAUAAAUACUUCGGAUAAUUACAAAUGGGGCCCAGUCAAGGUGAAAGUAAACAGCAUUGGUGCUACUGUAGAUGCCAACAAACUACCAGCAAACACAAUGGCCCUUAUUUAUCAAGCUUGUGCAGAUCUGAGCGCAGAUCUGAGCGCAGGAUUCAUCCUACGAUAAGACACACGUGUGAUUUAUGAAAGGGUUCGUAUCUGACCAAUCGCAGCGUACGUAUGAUCGGGUCUUGAUAAAUGUGACGGCUGAAAUCAAUCGUCAUUAACAUGUUACGGCCUUAAAAAUUCGUGGUUCAGAAGCCCCGCCCACUGAGGUCAAACAUGAAAGAGGAGAAAUAUAACAAAGAUGCGAAACUUUUCCGAGCUGAAAGUGGAUAUCCUCACAUCUGUGGUGGAAACUAACAAACAUUUUCUCUUUGCAAACAUCAAAACUGCUAUAAAAGCAGUCCAGAAAACUCCUGUCUGGAGCAGGAUUAAGGUGGCGCUGAACAGCGCUGCCGCGGAAUAGCGAAGAACGAAGUUGUGCUGGUUACCUGUGAUUAUCAGCUUCUUAUCACAGUGUGAUAAGAAGCUGAUUCUGAACAAAAGAUGAAGGCUUUCUAGCGCGUAUUUAGUUAAUGAAAUGUACACACAGCAGUACAUAUUUCACCACUUUUUCUUUUUUUGGGGGGGUGACAUUUUUUAGUCUUAGAGCAAUCGCCACUGAUUGAAAGUAUUUCGUUUAAUUUGUAGCGUCUUUGUAAUGUAGAGCAGACUGGAGAGUCUGACAGAGGCUGAACAAAAAUAAUUAUUAACGUCACCAAACGGUGUGUUGCUGCCCCUGAGGCACAUUUUUAUGAAUUUCUAUUGGAUUGUUAUCACUGAUUAAAUAGCAAGAGCACUUUCUAAACUUAUACGUUACAUGUCAGAAUCCAUCGAUAAGGUCCUGUCUCCUCUGUGCAGCACCUUUGUGGAGUCUCUCCUCGUCAUUGUUCUCCGGGCAUCGGGUCCUCACGUUGCACCGGCACAGCCAACAGCACUCCAUUCACCAGUGCAACAUUGUGCAAAACUGUACUGGCCCAAAUGAUGUCCCACACCCUUUCAGGAGUGUACAACAACGUCCCCGCUGCUGGGCCAAGACAGAGACACCUGCCUUUUAGGAGUCAAAUGCAGCACUCCACAGUGGCGUGUGUACGUGAGGGCACAAUGUUAAAACGGCGCUCCUGCUCUGUGGCAGUGUUUCUGGGCAGAGUUAUCAAAUAGGCCUAUUCACUACAGACAAAACAAAUUUACUUUAUUUUAUUUACGUCUUAAUUUUUAAUGAAAUCUGUCUGUCUGAUUAAUGCUGGUCCACACGUCAAAAUUUUCGUACGCAAGGUGUACGCAAGUUUUCUGCCAUACGCAAGCUUGAUAAAUGAGGGCCAAUGUUUGCAGGUCUUCCACAACUAGGAUAAAGUGUCAUAGUUCAGGACCCGAGGUCAACAGUUAAGCAGCGCUACAACACGCUACAGCAGGUCCCGUUUGACAAGAAACUCUUCUGUUACAGACACUUGUCUUACUUUGUUAAAGUGGUUUACCUGUCCAGCAGAAAGGUUACAGGGUCACCAAGAUCCCGAAGUGUCCCCCCAUCGUUUAUGUUGACCCGGCUUUUUAACUCUUCUUUUGCCUCUGGGUCCUCUGUUUCUUAUACUCUUCCUCCGUCUUCCAGACCGGCCAUGAUUCGCUCCGAGUUGCGUUCUGCUCUGCGUCGAUAUCCGACCGAAGAGGAGGCAGGAGGCAGAGACUCUGUGCAGCCGGUCGGUCAGCUGCAGAGCCUGAUUGCCCAGAGGAUGCAAAGAGCUCAGGAGCUUCUGGAGGAGAUGAGACUGCAGGUAAGAAUGAUCCAUCUGUCUGAAGGUAAAUAAACUUUCUUCUCUCAGAAUUGGAUGAAAAAUUAAUGGGUCUGAAUGUUGUGACUGACAGGAACUGCAGAAGGCCAAAGCAGACAGAGAGCGAGGAGGAAGCUCACCUUACCUGAAAGGAAUCGAGUCUCCACACCUCCACCACCUGAGGGGCUCCGACUCCCCUCACUCCAGGUUGGUCUGAACAAUCGAAUAGAGUCUGAAUUUAUUAACUUGAAAGUGAACUUAAACCCAUUAAUGUUUAUAACACAAAGAUCCAACUGACAGGUCAGCGAGUUAAACUAGAACUUCAAAAAUGGUUGAUUUUAAAAACUCCAGAGCAAAGGUCCUCCUGGACAGUUUUUGUCUCCUCAUUCCCUUGUUGAGGGUCUGACUUUUGUGUCAUUGCAGAGUGGUCUGUCCACACCAGAAGUUUAGAAAAAAAGCACAAUGUCCUUGUCUUUUCUAAAAUCACCAUCCUCCUGUCCUCUAACCAACCAGUCUGGGUCUUGGACUUGGCUGAUCAUGUAACUGACCCACUUUGACUGAGACCUGGUUUGGCUGGGAUGGAGUUUGUUGGUUGGUUGGAUAGUUGGAAAGGUGAGCUAAUAAGUUAAUUGGCAGGUAGGUUAGUUGGGUAGUGUUGGUCGCUUAAGUGGGUUUGUUAGUCACUUAAGUGGGUUUGUUGGUUGGGUAGGGUUGGUGGGUAAAGUUGGUUUCUUGGUUGGUUAAGUGGGUUUGUCGGUUAGUUAAGUUCGUGUGUUGAUUGGUCAAGUGGGUUUGUUGGUCGUUCAAGUGGGUUUGUUGGUUGGUGAAGUGGGGUUAGUCGGUUAAGUGGGUUUGUUGGUUGGUUAAGUGGGUUUGUUUGUUGGUUGGUUGGGUGGAGUUUGUUGGUUAAGUUGGGUUGUUGGUCAGUUAAGUGGGUUUGUUUGUUGAGUAAGUGGGUUUGUUGGUUGGUUAAGUGUGUUAGUUGAUCAGUUCAGUGGGUUUGUUGGUUGGUUAAGUGGGUUUGUUGGUCAGUUCAGUGGGUUUGAUGGUCGUUUAAGUGAAUUUGAUGGUCGGUUAAGUGGGUUUGUUGGUUGGUUAAGUGCGUUAGUUGGUCAGUUAAGUGGGUUUGUUGGUCACCUAAGUGUGUUUGUUGAGUAAGUGGAUUUGUUGGUCACCUAAGUGAGUUUGUUGGUUGGGUGGGGUUGGUGGGUAAAGUAGGUUUGGUGGUUGGUUAAGUGGGUUGGUUGGUCAGUUAAGUUGGUGUGUUGAUUGGUCAAGUGGGUUUGUUGGUUGGGUAAGUGGGGUUUGUUGGUUGGUUAAGUGGGGUUGUUUGUUGGUUGUUUGGAUGGAGUUUGUCGGUUAAGUUGGUUUGUUGGUCAGUAAAGUGGGUUUGAUGGUCGUUUAAGUGAGUUUGAUGGUCGGUAAAGUGGGUUUGUUGGUAGGUUAAGUAGGUUUGUUGGUCAGUUAAGUGUGUUUGUUGGUUGGUUAAGUGGGUUUGUUGGUUGGUUAAGUGGGUUUGUUGGUCAGAUCAGUGGGUUUGUUGGUUGGUUAAGUGGGUUUGUUUGUUGGUUGGUUGGGUGGAGUUUGUUGGUUAAGUUGGGUUGUUGGUCAGUUAAGUGGGUUUGUUUGUUGAGUAAGUGGGUUUGUUGGUUGGUUAAGUGUGUUAGUUGAUCAGUUCAGUGGGUUUGUUGGUUGGUUAAGUGGGUUUGUUGGUCAGUUCAGUGGGUUUGAUGGUCGUUUAAGUGAAUUUGAUGGUUGGUUAAGUGGGUUUGUUGGUUGGUUAAGUGCGUUAGUUGGUCAGUUAAGUGGGUUUGUUGGUCACCUAAGUGGGUUUGUUGGUCGGUUAGGUGGAUUUGUUGGUCACCUAAGUGAGUUUGUUGGUUGGGUGGGGUUGGUGGGUAAAGUAGGUUUGGUGGUUGGUUAAGUGGGUUGGUUGGUCAGUUAAGUUGGUGUGUUGAUUGGUCAAGUGGGUUUGUUGGUUGGUUAAGUGGGGUUGUUUGUUGGUUGUUUGGAUGGAGUUUGUCGGUUAAGUUGGUUUGUUGGUCAGUUAAGUGGGUUUGAUGGUCAGUUAAGUGUGUUUGUUGGUUGGUUAAGUGCGUUUGUUGGUCAGAUCAGUGGGUUUGUUGUUUGGUUAAGUGGGUUUGUUGGUUGGUUAAGUAGGUCUGUUGGUUGGUUAAGUCGGUUUAUUGGUUGGUUGGGUGGGGUUGGUCAGUUGGGGAGGGGGGGUUUAGGGGCAGCAUUAAGACUUGGAAAGUUCUGAUCAUGCUGACAUUCAGACCCUCUUUGAUUCAGGACGAUGUGUCAGGUUAAAGUUUUGGUACUGUGUUUUCUUGGCCCAGUACCCAGUUUUCAGACUGUUUCUCAUGUUCGUCCGCGUUUGUUGACUUCUGGUCAUCCUCAGCAGGUCGUCUGGCUCUCCUAGGAGCAGAAGCAGCGACUCUCCUCGUCUCCGGGGUAAAGAUUCUCCUCGUCCGAGAGGGAGAGAGUGUCCUCGAUCCAAAGCCAAGAAGAACCGCACCAAAGGGACCGACUCACCUCGCUCCAGAGGAUCUCACUCACCAGCAGCGAAAGCCCAGGACUUGCCGUGCCUGAAGGACUUGCCUCGCCUGAAGGACUUCACCAAGAGCUCAGAGAAACUCCACUCACCAAAACUCAGAGGAUCCACUUCCUGUCUCAAAGAGGACGGCUCUCCUGUCCAGAAAGCUCCUGAAUCCCCUCCUCGAGUCCAAGGACUCGAGUCCUCUCAGGUCAAAGGAUCCGAGUCACCGCAGGGCAGCGAGACCGACUCUCCUUGUCUGAGCAGCGGGAAAGACUCGUCCUGUCCGAGUCAGAAGAACUCCCCGAGACUGUCGGGAUCCUCCGAGUCCUCACAGCCUAAAACCCCCGAUAAACACCACCUGACGCCCCCUCUGCCUGCCUCACCUCCCUCCCUGCUGUCCGACAAUGACCUUGAGGUGGAGCAGCGGCGUGCAGAGGCUGAGCGCCUCCUGGAAGAGGCGGUGUCAUCGUGGAAGGAGGCACAGGAGGUGCUGCAGGAGGUGAAGGAGCUGCAGAGCCAGACUCUGCGGCGGCAGCGCAGGAGGACCUACGAGAAGAUGACCACCACAGUGGCUGCAGCGACCUUGCCAGCGGAUGAGGAUGACACGCCCACCUCGCCAACGUCACCUGAGGAGGAGGAGGAGUCAGAGACACCUUAA
Molecule: messenger RNA, 27746 nt
Organism: Xyrichtys novacula (pearly razorfish)
Lineage: Eukaryota; Metazoa; Chordata; Actinopteri; Labriformes; Labridae
Source: the annotation of a GenBank genome assembly